Messenger RNA from Rodentolepis nana, 237 nucleotides. NCBI's taxonomy places the organism in Eukaryota, Metazoa, Platyhelminthes, Cestoda, Cyclophyllidea, Hymenolepididae. The record is from the annotation of a GenBank genome assembly.
AUGUGCAAAGAAAACUAUGGGAAGACUAAACACUAUCGAGUGUUUUGGUCUAAACACCCGAGGUUUUGGUCAAAACACCAUGGUGAACUGAAAAGAAAGCGGGACGCCCUUCGCAACACUGCUGAUCAGACUGGAAGAACGAAAGACGUAGAAGCCUGGAGACGACAAGACGCCCUUCGCAAAACUGCUGAUCAGACUGGAAGAACGAAGCCUGGAGACGGUAGUGAGCUGUCCUAA